AGGUGGCAACAUGGGCCGAGAGCGCAGGCGGCACACUGGGACUGACCAAAGACCACUCCCACCUCCAAGGAAGGCCCCUCCCCCUGAGCGGGACUGGACUCGUGUGCUGCUUUUGGCUAUUGUAUCAUGUGCCAUAGGACUUAGUGCGUUUGCUUACAGUGGCUACAUUAAGUGGAGUCUGGCAGUCAGAGUGGUCACUCUUCACCCCUCCCCACCAAUCUUAGCCCCCAACAGCAGCUCCCCAAGCCUUUCCCCCAACAUGUUCUGGGGCUCAUACAGACCACAGGUCUACUUUGGAAUGAAGACUCGGAGCCCUCAUUCUGUGGUUACAGGCUUGAUGUGGAUGUCUCAGGCAGGUGCCCCCUCACUACGGCACACUUGUGAGCAGGGUGAUGGCCUUGCACGUUAUGGGUGGCUCAUGCACGAUGGAGAGAACUUUGGGAUCCAGGAAAUCCAAGAUGGUGGGUUCACACUAAGUACUGAGUUUGUGAAGAGACCAGGGGGUGACCAUGGAGGAGACUGGAGCUGGAGGAUCCGAGCAUCCCCGGAGGCUUCCAGCUCCUCGGGGCAGCUCGUGUCGCUGAUGUUCUAUGUAGCUACGGAUGGACAGGGAACACUGACUCCCCAUGUGGAAGGCAAAAGGCAUGUGACCCAUGUGACUGGGAUGUCAGAGGAACUUGGCCAAUUCACUCUACGUUUCCCUAAAGCAGAGGGAGGAGGCAGCCAUAUCAGUUACAACUACCUGAGCACCAGCUGCCCGGGGCUGCACACUGUGACAGAUGUGGUACGCACCAGCCUUAGGGAUCACUUCACUCACCCAACAGAGAGUGGGGGCACCCGUGGCAACAAAAGACGUUAUUUUGGCCUUGAUACCUACCAACCCCCACCGUUGCCCCCAGGUACCCCAACUCGUGCCCCCCACACACAGCUGGUAGUCCAUCAGCUCACCCUGCAGCUCCCUUUGCAAGUAGAGGUUGUGUUUGAAUCUGGUAGCUUCCAGCAGCGCUUGGGGCAACUCUCGGGGCUUUCUCUGAGCAAGGAGCUGGAGAGGCACAAGAGCAACAUGGAGAAUCGAUUCAAGGGCAUUUUCAGGCUUGAGGAAAAAGGAUUCAUUCCAGAUCAAGUGGCAUUUGCUCAGGCAGCGCUUUCCAACAUGCUGGGUGGGAUGGGUUACUUUUAUGGCAGCUCCCUGGUGCAGUCGCCCCACAAUCCAGAGCCUGUACUUUAUCCAGCAGCACCUCUGUAUACAGCUGUUCCAUCUCGCUCUUUCUUUCCUCGUGGCUUUCUGUGGGACGAGGGAUUCCAUCUGCUGCUCAUUGCCCGCUGGAGCCCUGCACUGGCCUGGCAGUCGCUGGUGCACUGGUUAGAUCUUAUGAAUGCAGAUGGCUGGAUCCCAAGAGAGCAGAUUCUGGGCUCCGAGGCUCGUAGCAAGGUUCCAGAUGAGUUUGUCAUUCAGAAGAGUGAGAAUGCCAACCCACCGACGCUCUUCUUGGCUCUGAGACAGCUGCUGGCAAACAAAGAGACCGUGGGAGAUGCCGUGCAUUUGCUCCGACGAGCCUGGCCUCGGUUGCAGAGCUGGUAUGACUGGUACAAUGUUACCCAGGCCGGCUUGCUCCCUCACACUUACCGCUGGAGGGGUCGGGAUAAAGACACCCUGCGCUUCCUCAAUCCCAAGACUCUCACAUCUGGGUUGGACGAUUAUCCACGGGCUUCCCAUCCCUCUGAAGAUGAGCGGCAUGUGGAUCUGCGCUGCUGGAUGGCUCUGGCCUCUCAAGUCAUGGCCGAUAUCUCGCAGCUGUUAGGUGAAGAUGGGGGGCACUAUCUCCAUGACAACAGGAUACUGACUGACAAUGCUUUGUUACACCAGCAGCACUGGUCCGAGCGGCUUGGGGCCUAUGCUGAUUAUGGCAACCAUACACACAAUACAGCACUCGAGUGGGUGAGGCCACGGGCAGCCCCAGGGCAGGACCCCAGAAGUCUUCCACCGCCUCAGUUAAUUAGGGUUGUUAGGAAGCCGCCAAGGCUGCAGUAUGUCGGCGCUUUGGGCUACGUCUCCUUUUUCCCCUUCUUCUUGCAGGUGCUGAACCCCAGUUCCCCCCACCUUGGCCGCCUUCUGGACCAUAUCAGAGACAGUGAUAAAGUGUGGACUCCCUAUGGAAUACGUUCUCUGUCAAAGAGCAGCUCUUUGUACCUGCAACGUAACACAGAGCACGAUGCCCCCUACUGGAGGGGCCCCGUGUGGAUUAACAUGAACUAUCUGGCAGUUAGAGCCCUGUACUUGUACAGCCACAUGGAGGGGCCACACAGGGACAGGUUAGCCAGCCUAUACAGAGAGCUGAGGCAGAACUUGCUGGCCAAUCUGUACCGCCAAUACAAGGAUACAGGUUUCCUAUGGGAACAAUAUAACGAUCAGACUGGCAAGGGUCAGGGCUGCUUCCCCUUCACUGGCUGGUCUUCCCUUGUGGUACUAAUCAUGGCUGAAGAGUACUGAUGUCUGGAGUACUGACACCCGCUCCAUAUGCCAGGGCCUCUACUGUGUAACAAAGAGAUUCAAUAUGUAAUAGAACAGCACAAUGGCAGCCAUUGUUUUGGGAGGGUUGCAGUUGAAAGUUGCAGUCCAGCAAGCACUGUGAAUGAAAAGCUGUACUUAUUGCUGAGUAAUGCCAGGCCAGCUCAGUGCCAUGUACAUAUUUGGUUCUGUGUGUCACAAUUAGGGCCCAAGUUUCACUAGAAUGUUCACAUUGCCCCUCUCUGGCAUCCCACCAGCAAGUCCCACAAAUUCUCCUUGAUAUCUGCUAAGGAAUGGCACAGAUGCCUCAUACCUUGUACAUUUCUAAUCAAAUAAAACCUGUGUUUUUUUUUUCCCUA
Messenger RNA from Xenopus laevis (African clawed frog), 2868 nucleotides. RefSeq names its product mannosyl-oligosaccharide glucosidase L homeolog (gene mogs.L). The record is from RefSeq and is marked provisional. Gene Ontology annotation, molecular function: Glc3Man9GlcNAc2 oligosaccharide glucosidase activity. NCBI's taxonomy places the organism in Eukaryota, Metazoa, Chordata, Amphibia, Anura, Pipidae. Gene Ontology annotation, biological process: carbohydrate metabolic process; oligosaccharide metabolic process; protein N-linked glycosylation. Gene Ontology annotation, cellular component: endoplasmic reticulum membrane.